This is a messenger RNA of Hydractinia symbiolongicarpus, 928 nucleotides long. RefSeq lists its product as uncharacterized. NCBI's taxonomy places the organism in Eukaryota, Metazoa, Cnidaria, Hydrozoa, Anthoathecata, Hydractiniidae. The transcript has a single exon. The record is from RefSeq and is a predicted model, not a curated record. Bases 72 to 386 code for a protein of 104 amino acids.
AUUUACAAGCACGGGAAAAGGGACUUGUGUCAUUCAAAGAUAAAAAACAACGAACACAAUUUGCACGUCAUAUGUUAAAUAACUAUCGGGAAUAUGUCUGGACGCACAAAAUAGGAUUUUACUUAGAUGCCACGAGUUUCGUGUUAAAAACGCAUCCACUUGAUCAAGCACGUGCACCAAUAGGGCGUGUAUGGAGAUUGGCAUCUGAAGGAUUGACACGUGGAUGUACAACAAAAGGAUCAAAAGUUGGACAUGGCGGCAAAGUCGUUUACUUGAUGGUCGCAAUCAGCUACGAUAAAGGGGUGAUAAGAUGCGAACAAUACCACAAGAUGAAUGGUGAGUACUUCAAGUCAUUCAUUGAUGAUAACUUCAAGUAUAUGUUUUAACGUGCACAAAAGGACAAGAUAUUCAUACAGGACGGAGACCCUAGUCACAAUUCAAAGCUGGCUAGGGAUGCUAUGGAAAGUGUCAGCUGUACGCUUUUAAAAAUACCACCAGACAUCAACCCGAUAGAGAACUUUUUUCAUAUUGUUGGGAAAAAGCUAACAGAAGAUGUUUUCGCAUGGAAUAUAACCUUCGAAACUUAUCAACAGUUUGCAGCUCGUGUGAAAAAAACGAUUGAAGAGUUUGAUAAAGGUAUUAUUGACUCAAUUAUUUUAUCCAUGCAUAGGCGUGUGCGUGCAAUAGUGAAAUGUCAUGGUGAGAGACUCAAGUAUUGAAGAAAUUUGCUUGAACAGAGAAAACUUUCAUCACUAUCAUGGCUGCAUACGUCAUGGUUUUAUACGUGAUACAUGAGGUAUACUUUUUGUUGAUAUGUUUUCACAUUACAUAUAUACUUUUCAUUGUUUUUAACAAAAUAUACUUGCAGUGAUAAUAUAUUUGCAGGGAACGGUUAACCCCACGAUUAACCAUUAAAACGUGUCUGGAU